AUGAAGACCGCCGCUCUCUCGCUGCUCCUGUUGGCGCUGGUUGGUCUGGUCGCCGCCUGGUCCAAAGAAGACUACGAGAUCUUCCGCCUCCGUGAUGAGCUCGCGACAGCUGAAGGUGCCAAUGUGACCUUUUACGAUUUCCUCGAGGUCCGCCCCAAUGCCAACCAAGAACAAAUCGUCAAGGCCCACCGCAAAAAGUCCAAGAACCUGCAUCCAGACAAGGUCCGCCGCUCCUUCAUCGCCAAUUACUCCAAGGACAAGUCCAAGGCCAAGUCCUCCAAGGGCGUGAACGUGAACAAGGGGCCCUCCAAGCGCGAAGUUGACGCCGCCAUCAAGGACGCCAAUGCCCGCUCUGCACGUCUCAAUCUCGUCGCCAAUGUGCUCAAGGGUCCCGGCCGCGAGCGCUACGAUCACUUCUUGAAGAAUGGCUUCCCGCUCUGGAAGGGAACAGGUUACUACUAUGAUCGGUUCCGCCCGGGUCUGGGCUCUGUGCUGCUGGGCUUGUUCUUGGUCUUUGGCGGCGCGGGGCACUAUGGUGCCUUGUACCUGGGCUGGAAGCGUCAGCGCGAGUUUGUCGAUCGGUAUGUUCGUCAGGCUCGCCGUGCUGCCUGGGGUGAUGAGCUGGGUGUGCGUGGUAUUCCCGGCUUGGACUCGGCUAGUGCCACUGCCCCGGCUCCUGCUCCCGAGGCCCCUGAGGCUGGCGCGGUGGCUAUGAACCGUCGCCAGAAGCGCAUGAUGGACAAGGAGAACCGCAAGGAAAAGAAGAGUGGUCGGGCGAAUGGGCGUGGUGUGGGCUCAGCUUCGGCCUCGGGUACCUCGACUCCUACUGAGCAGCCUGUGUCUACCGGGGAGCGUAAGCGUGUCGUGGCCGAGAAUGGCAAGGUGCUGAUCGUUGACUCGAUUGGCAAUGUCUUCCUUGAGGAGGAGUCUGAGGAUGGCGAGAAGCAAGAGUUCUUGCUGGAUGUCAAUGAGAUUCAGCGUCCGUCGAUGCGGGACACUGUGAUUUUCAAGCUGCCCUUGUGGGCGUACCGCAAGACCGUGGGUCGCGUGCUCGGCUCGUCUCAGCCUGUUGAGGAGGAAGAGGAAGUUCAAGCUACGGAGCUCGUUGACGCAGUCACCGAGGCCACUGCUACUACCAAGGCGUCUGCCCGUCGUCGGGGAAAGCGUAACCAACGGUAG
Molecule: messenger RNA, 1179 nt
Organism: Penicillium daleae
Lineage: Eukaryota; Fungi; Ascomycota; Eurotiomycetes; Eurotiales; Aspergillaceae
Exons: 3
Coding region: 1-1179 (392 amino acids)
Cellular component (GO): endomembrane system
Source: RefSeq, a predicted model, not a curated record